Molecule: messenger RNA, 4693 nt
Organism: Fundulus heteroclitus (mummichog)
Lineage: Eukaryota; Metazoa; Chordata; Actinopteri; Cyprinodontiformes; Fundulidae
Gene: pitpnab
Product: phosphatidylinositol transfer protein, alpha b
Exons: 12
Coding region: 164-976 (270 amino acids)
Biological process (GO): phospholipid transport
Cellular component (GO): cytoplasm
Molecular function (GO): phosphatidylinositol transfer activity; phosphatidylinositol binding; phosphatidylcholine intramembrane carrier activity
Source: RefSeq, a predicted model, not a curated record
UGACAUAGAGAAGAGGGGGGGAGAGAGGUGGGAGAGAAUCGCGCGGAUAAAAUAAAGGCGACCAUAAAAACGGAGGGAGGAAUCCGACCCUGUUUCUGGAUCCGUUCUGGGAGCGGCGCCUAUCUGGGAUAUAGGUCCACUGUACCGCUGAUAUAACAUAAAAAUGCUCAUAAAGGAAUAUCGAGUGAUUCUUCCCAUCUCUGUGGAAGAGUACCAGGUCGGCCAGCUGUACUCUGUGGCCGAAGCCAGCAAGAAUGAGACGGGCGGAGGCGAAGGGGUGGAGGUGCUAAAAAAUGAACCCUAUGAGAAGGAUGGAGAGAAGGGCCAGUACACACACAAAAUCUACCAUUUGCAGAGUAAAGUGCCGUCGUUCGUCAGAAUGCUGGCCCCAUCUUCAGCUCUGAACAUCCAUGAGAAAGCCUGGAACGCAUACCCUUACUGUCGUACAGUCAUCACUAAUGAGUAUAUGAAAGAUAACUUCCUGAUCAAGAUCGAGACAUGGCACAAACCUGACAUGGGACACCAGGAAAAUGUUCACGGUUUGGAUGCAGAAACCUGGAAAAAGGUGGAUGUGGUCUACAUUGAUAUUGCAGACAGAAGCCAGGUGGAGCCAAAGGACUACAAGCCAGAGGAGGAUCCUUGCAAGUUCAAGUCAACGAAGACAGCACGAGGACCUCUAGGACCAGACUGGAAGAAGGAGCUGCCCAACAAGAAAGACUGCCCACACAUGUGUGCCUACAAACUGGUCACCGUCAAAUUCAAGUGGUGGGGUCUGCAGAAUAAAGUGGAGAACUUUAUCCAGAAGCAAGAGAAGCGCUUGUUCACAAAUUUCCACCGCCAGCUGUUCUGCUGGAUUGACAAGUGGAUUGAACUGAACAUGGACGACAUUCGUCGCAUGGAGGAGGAGACUCGUAGGGAGCUAGAUGAAAUGAGAGUGAAGGAUCCCGUGAAAGGAAUGGUGGCCCUAGAGGACUGAGACGGUGCUGGACGUAAAUGCUGCCGCUCAUCAGAAUCGACCUGAAACCAGCGGGUUCCCUCCUCCUUUUGUCUCAACCGAUACGACGUCUGACUGGAUGGUCCGAAUCUUACUCCCCCCCCUCGCAGUACAUUUUGGUCUUCAGGGACCUGGAACCAGUACACUCCCAGUUUUCAGCCGAUCUCCUCCACAUCAUCUGUCCUUCCUUGAGUCCCACUGGUCUUGUUUCUUUGUGUUGUCAUUUAUCUGCCGCACCCAUCUAGUUAAGCAUCUUAACGCCUCCUGUAGCGCCGUUACUGAUAUUGUCAAUUGCGUCUCUUUUUCUCUCAGAUUUGUUCUAAACUACAGAGAAUAGUCAGAACUCUCGUCCAUCUCUGUAAUUUAGGACAUAUUCUACUGUUCUGCAGUACACUCUAUACCCCAGAGUGUACGGCGGUCUGCUGUGUACCUCUAACCAGCCAGAAAGGGGUUUUCCCCCCCUGCUGUACCUGCCUUUUUACAUCAAGGCAUUUGUUCGUUUUUCUGCUGCUUUGUGAGUUUGUGUGUGUGUGUGUACACGCUUCUGUUGUGUGCCGGUGUGCGUUUCUACAAAGCAUUGGUAGGUCAUUCAAAGGUUUUUUUCUUCCAACAGAGCAUUUCUAGCUCUGGAUGAACGUGCAGUAAUUUGAAGAUUAAGUGUGAAUAUUUAGGUAGACAUAGUCUAAAAAGAUGCACGUAAAAUGAUAACCGCAGUGCAACUGAUUGAUUCCAGUAAAUCAAAACAGCCAUAUAUGAGUUGAGGAGUGUCUUUUUUUUUAUCUCCUUAUUUCUGACAGUAACUUUUACUUCUUGCAGUGUCAUUUCCAGUGGAUAAAUGGUCUUAUCCAGCAGAAGCAAUAACUAUCAUGACACGUUGGUCUCCCUUUUUUCGUUGUCACAGAUCUGUUUAGGUCCUUAAUUUGUUUCUGCUGUGAGGUCAGGUUUAGUAAAGCAGGAGCUCAUUGUCUCCUGAAUGUCAGGAGGGAGACAGAAAUAAGCUAAAUGCUGGUUUUAAUGUCCCACUCCUUCAAUAGUGUUUUCUUCUUGUUGGUCCUUUCAACGCUCUUACUUUUUUUUUCUUAUUUAAGUAUGGUUAGGAGGGAAUGAUCGAUGAUUAGUGGUGUGACAGUUUAUGUGAAGCAGUGAGGAACGGCUCGCUCGACAGCAUCGUUCUCCCUGUUUUUAUCGUCUCCUUUGUGGCCGUUGUCUUAAUCCACAGGUUUUUUUUUAUUUCAAUUUUUAUUUCAUAUUUUUUUUUCCUUUUUAUUCCAUGUAUUUUAACAGGAGAACAUGCAAGAGAUGAUAUAGUGGAGCCAAUAGAUUAUACUGGUCCUUAGAUUGAUUGUAUUUUGAUGGCUACAAAGAACUGCCACAAGACAGGGGUUGUUACAGUAGGUUUUGUAUCUAAUUAUAUUAAAUAGCGCUACAGAACAAUUUUAAUCUCUUUUCAACUGAGUGGCAUACAAAAUUCUAUUUAUUUUUGGAACUUUAGGUCCAAUGAUUUCAAAAGCUUAAUUCUGGACAUUCAUGCUGAGUCUAUAAAAAUAUUUAUUUGCAAAAAUAAAAGAAAAAAAAGUUCAGUUGAAGGGCUUCUUGUUGGCAUUUGUUUGAUGCAAACCACAUAAAGUAUUUUAAUUUGACAUUUUACAAGGUUUUACUGAUCUCUCUGUUGCAGAAAUUGUUUUUUUUUUUUGAAUGACUCAUCAUGACUUCCUCUUUGACUUAAUUUUGUCCUAAAAUGGAAAUGUUUUCAGCAAGAUUCCAAUCUUGCAACAAUAUACAUCCUAGGUCAGUUUAUUCAGACCAGACACAUACAGCCUUUUAAUUUUAUCUUGUCUCACAGAAAGCCCUGAAACUGAAAUAAUAAUUUGGACAGUUAAAUUAAUAAUAUUAUAUUAAAUCAACAAGUAGAACAAUUAUUAUUAUUAUCUAGACUGUAUUGAAUCCUAUUUUUCAUUGUUAGAAGUCUUCUUUUCUCACAGCGCUGUAUGAUGUUUAAAUCAUUAAGCCUACUGUCAGGGGCCGAAAGCGCCAGAAUCCAAUAAGCAAAUAAUUUAAAGAAUAAAUAUCUAAAUCUCUGAGAUUUUAAAUAAAAGGUUGAUAAAUACAUUAAGAUAAAAAAAUAUAUAAAUUAAUUCAUCGUUCAUUUGUAAAUGAAUUUAGUGAACACAUUUAUUCAAUAACUAAAUGGUAAAAAUCGGUAGUUAAAAGGGAAAUUCAUUAUGUAGUCACUAGCCCCACCACUAAAGCACAAACCUCGUCCACGGCCGUGUUAGCCCCGCCCACUUGCUUUGAUGGGUCAGGCCGGGAAAAAUAAACUAAAUUCAUCAUGACCUGCAACACAGGAUUGAAAUACCGAAGCAUCCUUUUAAAGUAACGGAUGCACAUGUUAACUAAUUGUUUUCACAUUCAUUAUAUAUGAAAUUAUUCUUUAUAAUGUUUAUUUAUAGAUACACUUAUAUUGGUGUUUAAUGAAAGGAUUUUAUUUACACAAAAUCCCAUGUACACAAUGUUUGAUUUACCCCCUUUCUUUAUGCAUUGAAUCGUGGCUCUUUUGGUGCUCGUUAGCCCCCAACUGCAUCCCAAUGUCUUUUACCUCCCCUUCGAAGUGACCAUGGAUGUCCGGCCCCCUCCACGUCUGUGUCCACCAAUUAUCCCGCUCUGUCUGGGUCUGUCAACCCAAUCAUGGAGAUUUGUGGAUGUACUGUGUGUACUGACUUUGUAAAUAGUAAAUAAAUUAAUGUAGAUGAACACACAUAUAUAUAGAUGAGACUGUCCUGCCAAGUGUGCAGCGCGCCCCUUUGAGCCCUUCUGAUCCGUCACUGAAUGUCCUCGCAGACUCCCGACAGAAAUAUUCGAGCAAGAAAGUGUAGAGUUGUAGUAGCUGAAAUGUAGUGCGGGUAAGAAAUUGUGAAGAACAAUGUAAAAAGUAUUUAUGUAAAAAAAAAACACAUAAUUUUUAAAACGUAGGAACGUCUAGGAGCUGAGCUUUGCUGUUUGUAUCCAGACGAGUACGCUUGAAGUGAAAAAAAAAAAAAAAAGCACCUCAUUCACUGGCACAUGUGCUCAUAUUGAUCCCUCAGAGGGGGACGCCUCACUGGCAGGACAGUGUAUAAAUAUAUAUUUUUGUUCUGAAUGUUGUAGUACCUCUGUUGUCAGUCUCUGGAUUACACUCUCUUCUCUCACCGAAAAGGUAAACGUAGCAGUAGCUUGGGCCGGUGCGUUAAUCCACAUCGUCACCCGACGGCGUCAAAGUGGACCCUCGGGGCAUGCCGGAUUGUUACGCUCCGGCUGUUAGUCGCGAUUGGGGGAAUUUCUAUACAUGCUCUUCGAUGGGAGCGCGGAAGUGGCCUAACAGGGAAUGUGUUUUGUGAACAGAUGCUGAGAGAAGAGUGAUUUUGAGAGCUUGAAGACACAAAAGUUAUGAGAGACCAUAUUUUAACAGAGACAAUCUAAUAUAUCUGCUUUUUCGAUUUCUUGAUUUAUAAUUGGAGUAUGAAGAAAACCAAAUGAUUCCAUAAUCCCAAAUGUUUUUAAAUCUCUGUCUCUUUUUUUUCCUCUCACUCCUGUUAACUUGUCUCCUAUAUUUUUUUUCUUUUAUUGUGAAUUUGUGCCUUUUUCGUCAUCUUGAUCUCUAAUAACACUACUGUACAUCAGAGACAUAAAGAAAUGAAUAAAGAAUCAAAACAACUAUACAAA